Messenger RNA from Corythoichthys intestinalis (scribbled pipefish), 1385 nucleotides. Its product is annotated as PAK4-inhibitor inka2-like. The transcript is spliced from 2 exons. Gene Ontology annotation, cellular component: nucleus. The coding region runs from base 184 to 1188 and encodes 334 amino acids. The record is from RefSeq and is a predicted model, not a curated record. Gene Ontology annotation, molecular function: protein kinase binding; protein serine/threonine kinase inhibitor activity. Lineage: Eukaryota; Metazoa; Chordata; Actinopteri; Syngnathiformes; Syngnathidae.
GCGAGGCUUCUCUCACAUCAGCACAUCUGCAUUGGUCGAGUAACUGGAGGCGACACCGUUCGGAAGGCAUUUUUAAACUCCUGCAUGGCACUUUUUGUUCCACGAGAACUCCAGCGGAAGGUGUUGGUCCUGUCUUAAACUGCAGCCUCGUUUGUGUUUUCUUACAGGAAGCGAAGGAAAGUUAUGCUGUGUCUCCGAGAGUCCGGCGAGUGUUUGAGAGAGCACGUAAACUGCAUGAUGAGGUCGCUUCAGGACCUAAAGCAUCUGAGGAGGACGUGUCCCGCUGCCAGCAGACAUGCUCGCAGUCCCGCCAGCAUCCAGAUACCCACCGUUGGCAACUCUCUUCCAGCCGUCUCUAUCGGCAGCCUAUCAUCAGUGCCGCUCUCCUACCGGCCCAGAGAUCACCGCACGCGUCUUAGGAUAUCCAGCGCCAGCACGGCCAGCACCUAUGACUCAGCCUGCUGCCUGGCCACCCCUCUGGAGGAAGAGGAGGAUGAAGACGAGGAUGACGGUCGCAACAGUCGGUUAGGCCUCAACUCGCCCAGCAGUCACAAGAGUUUGGACUUAGACUCUGGGUACUCGGAGGCAUCGUGGCAGGAUGAAGGAGUGGUCCUCAGGAGGACGAGGAACGUUCGGGUGUCAUCCUCGGCCUGCCUUCGCACCAACAGGGCAGUAAGCGGACGCGUACGACCCAAAUCGACGUCGGACGCUUGCCUGGAAAGGUGGACGUCCUUCGAGACGGGCGAUCCGGAGGACUGGGCAAACGCUUUGCUGACCAGAGGACGCAGCCGCCAACCUCUGGUUCUGGGAGACAACAGCUUUGCGGACCUUGUAAAGAACUGGAUGGAUCUACCAGACUGUCCCGAGCCCCCCGAGCUUAACCCCAAACCUAGACGCAGACUGGGAAGAAGCCUCUUGGUCAACAUACGGAGAAAGUUAGCUGGCUUGUCAAAGAGCAUGGAGGAGAGAGUGAGAAUGAGAUCCACUGACACUCACCUCAACAGAACUGCCAAUGCCCCGAAACGUCUCUCUUGUCCCGUCGUCUCAUCAGAGCCAAAGGUCCCCUUUUUCCACCAGUCCCACUCCGCCAUUCACGAGCUGGACAUGGACUUUUACCACUUUGCUGCCCUUAUGAAGUCUGGUAGCAGACAGCCCAUCAUAUGCAAGGACAUCAUUGGCUACAUCUAACAUACACGGUCACUUUAUCUCUGUUUGUUGUUAUGGCUCACAUGUUUUUAUACCUGACUUGAAAGACUGAAAUCCUAUUUAAAUACUCUGUAGUCAUAUAUACAUUGAUUGCUAUUAUGUUGAAGUCAAUGUGUGCGGGGCGAGUUGAAGGAACAAACUGUACUGUUACGCUGCAAAUAAAAAAAUAAUCCUAAGCA